Messenger RNA from Lactuca saligna, 1944 nucleotides. Lineage: Eukaryota; Viridiplantae; Streptophyta; Magnoliopsida; Asterales; Asteraceae. The record is from the annotation of a GenBank genome assembly.
GACAAACUUGACAUCAAAUUUUGUGUUCUAAAGAUGAAUGGGUGUCAAACACAUGUUGAUGACACUGAAAAUCUAAAGACACAUCGAAGCAUAUUGGUUGGAAAUAUACGUGUGCUUUUUAACCCAAGUCGUGGGGAUAUUAAGCUCGGUCAGGUACGAUUAUUUCUUGCAAAGGCUCAUAGACUUUUGGAGACAUGGGGCAAUAUACCAAUUAUACUUGGUGGAGAUUUUAAUAGUAUGCCUCAGAGUGCAAUGUAUCAGUUCAUAGCUUCAUCAGAGUUAAACAUCCAACACCAUGAACGCAAAAAAAUAUGUGGGCAGAAUUGUCCAUUACAUUACCCAACAUUUCAGUGUCAUAGUAAUUAUUAUUCUUCUAGGUGGAAUAAAGAAGAAAUAAGGUUAGCAACAGGAACAAAACACUCAACUUACCUUAAACACAAACUAAAACUCACAAGUGCAUAUCAUGGAGUUCCUGCGACACGUUUGACAAGAGAUGAAUAUGGAGAACCCUUAGCAACAUCUUUUCACUCCAGAUUUAUGGGGACAGUUGAUUACAUAUGUAUGUCUAAAAAUGCAAAAAAAAAGUUUGUCAAUGACACUAUCAUUGACUUUUAUGUCAAAUACUUGAAGAACAAAAUCAGGCCUGAAGAGAGACAGAGCUAUCAUUGGAGUCUUAUUGUGAUGUGUCAUCUUGGGGAAGUUGCGAAAUACAAGGAUGAAGAAGAUGUAACUGAGUUGAUUAAAGUGCCAUGUGUUCUACAUAUGGAUCCUAUCAGAGGUAGUCAUACUGGUUUGAAAGGUCUUAUGCAAAGCUAUCUGAAAGAAGAGUGGAAAGGGAGGCAGCAGGAGGCAUCUAAAGAUAUAUCAUCAAGAUUCGAUAAUCUACGCUUUAUUUCACUUGAGUUACCACAGCAGCCGAAUUCAUUCGACUGUGGUUUAUUCUUGCUCCAUUAUGUAGAACUUUUCUUGGAGCAAGCCCCGAUUAAUUUUAAUCCAUUUAAAAUCACAAAAAGUGUCCACUUUCUAAAUACGGAUUGGUCUCCACCUGCUGAUGCAUCCUUGAAAAGGGUGGUUAUUCAGAGACUGGUGUAUGAUCUCCUACAACAACCUUAUGAUGAAGCUGAAGCCUUUUACAAAGUAUUUUCCCAACCUUUUGAAGAAGUUAUAUAUCCAAAAGAGGAUGUUGAUGUUGUUUCCAUUAGUAAGAGAGACGUUGAUUUGCUGCUACCAGACACAUUUGUCAAUGACACCAUCAUUGACUUUUAUGUCAAAUACUUGAAGAACAAAAUCAGCAAAAUGAAGCCACUUGAUUUAAAUCUUGCAGCAUUAUCAGCAAAAUGCAAUAAAGACUUGGAGUUGAAUUUGGCUAAGUCAUUAUUGAGUGAGAUGGGCCAAUGUACAACUGCUUAUCCAUAUAAUCAAUUGUUUGGAGCAUUAGUCUUAAAGAAUUAUGAAAGGAAAGAUGCAACGUCACAAGCUAGCAAACAAAGUCAUGUCAUUCAAGAGGAAGUGGCGAAUCAUGAACUUGAAACUCAAGAAGAAGUGAUCAGUAGUGCAGUCGAAAUUGAAGAACCAUUAGGAGCUUACCAUGUACAAGAACCAAGCUGCCAGGUUGAUGAUGGAGCUAAUACUGAAACAGUUGAUGACUAUGAACCAUUUAUAGAGGAUUACUCGCUUUAUGUUGAUUAUGAUGCUGAGUUUAAUGUUCAAACUUCAUUUGAACAACAACCAGAAGUGGAUUAUCUAGAGGGUAUGGUGAGUGAUGAUAGUGGAGAGGCUUUCUAUCCUAAGAGUCGCCAUGGUUCUAAGGAUAGUGGAGAUGAUUCUGAUAACAGUGAAUGUAAUGUCGAUGAGUCUAACAUACAAUUUGAUGUAGAUGUAGACAUGAGUGAAUUCCAUAAUACUGUUGAUGUAGAUGAACAUGGAAUCUUGAAUAAUCAUUAA